Messenger RNA from Suillus bovinus, 858 nucleotides. RefSeq lists its product as uncharacterized. The transcript has 4 exons. Bases 1 to 858 code for a protein of 285 amino acids. NCBI's taxonomy places the organism in Eukaryota, Fungi, Basidiomycota, Agaricomycetes, Boletales, Suillaceae. The record is from RefSeq and is a predicted model, not a curated record.
AUGAGUACUGCCACAUGGAUUUCGGUUGAUGGCCAGCCAUUGGAGACUUACGCUGUGGAAACAUCUCUGGCGACCAACGAAGUGACAUGCUGGAUCCCGUCUGAAGCUGGCAAGGAGUUUUCUGUGCAUUGUCAAAACACUUCCGCCCCUGGCCUCAAUACCAUUGGUGCAUUCGUCUAUAUCGAUGGACAGGGGUGCCAUGGUAGCUUGUUCGAGCGCUGGAAUGUGAAUCACACUGUCGAGUUCAGUCAUGCGUUUGUUUCAGAUAGGAUCACCAAAUCUUUCGUAUUUUCAAACGUUCAGCUGACAGGUAUUUCCGCACGUUGUUUAGUCAUUGAUUCAGUGCCUCACUGUUAUGCAGAUGAAGAUGAAUUUGUGGAUGCAUCAUCAGCCAACUUAGGACAAAUCCAAGUCAGAGUUUGCAAAGUAACAGUCGGCGAAUACUAUAAUCCUGCUCAGAAUCAGCUUCAAACUGAACACAAGGUGCACGAACGGUCGAAGAAAGCAGUGACACACUGUGUUGGGCUUGGUGAAGAGACUAUUAUUCCACAAACAAUGUUGCGCAAGACACAGAGCAUUGGUCAGCCUCUUGCAAAAUUCACGUUCAAAUACAGAGACCGAAAUCUUUUGAAAGCGAACGGAAUUAUACCAGGUCCAGCACCGUUGAAGCGCAAGGCACCGCAGGAAAUCAUUGACCUCACUGUCAAUGACGUCCAGGCGGCGGGGAGCAGCAGAUCCAAUGAUCCAAUCCGAGGAGAACAAAACCCGCAGAGAACAAGAGAGACGGAGCGCAGGAGCAAGAAAGUGAAGCAAGAACAGAAGCCCGGUGUAUUCGUAGAAGUCAUUGAUCUGACGUAG